AGGAGGCUCUGAGAGGGUUGGGCCUACCAGGGGCCCCCCGUUCCUAUUGAGAUCGUGAUGAUGUCAUCAAUGACGCCCGGUCGUACAUUUUGAAUGAUUAGACGUCGAACCGCGCGUGCUGACGAUGACAGCACCAAUAUCCAGCUUGUUUCGAAAGCUAUUGCGGCAUAUAAAGGAUGCAAGAAGGAACCUUACAAAACUGGAUUUUACUUAUCGUGUCUCGGUGGCCUUAUAUAUGCAUACCAGACGAAUCCUACGCAACAAUUUAUGCUUAACGAUUUGCGAGAAUGGCGGCAGAUCAUGAGUUUGGUACCACUCUCGAUACAUAACAACCAAGCAGACGAAGAGCUUGUUCGACGUUCUGUACUUUUAUGCCAAAAUCGUCUGCAUCACUAUAACCUCUGGUUUUUCUCCCUUCUUGUUCGAUCCACUUAUGAUGAUUCUAUCCGCACUUACGAGUCUCAGGAUCCCAACCUCAAAGAAUGGAUAUGGAAAGAGUUUUACAACAACAUCAUUGAUAUUGGAUUUUUUGGAAAGUGGUACAAGUUACACCAAAACUUGAAAGACUAUGACAUAAACAAAGACGAGAUAGCGGCUUUGCCAUCAUAA
This is a messenger RNA of Cylicocyclus nassatus, 609 nucleotides long. Lineage: Eukaryota; Metazoa; Nematoda; Chromadorea; Rhabditida; Strongylidae. The record is from the annotation of a GenBank genome assembly.